AUGGCCAACGGGAAGAAAUCUAUCCGUAAAUCCAAAGGCCGAAAACAACAAAACCCAUCUUCAGAAAUUCAAGAACCUGCAAAAGACUCGACCUUCAGAGAAUCUUCCACGGAAGACCCUAACCAGAAGGUUCAAAGUCUUCAGUCUCUUAACGCUUUGCUUGUCAAGCAGGCCUAUGAAAAUAGGCAUCAGAUUGAAUACUUGGUUCAAGCCAAUGAAACCCUUGGCGCUGAGUUGACUCAAAGUAUGAGUUCAGAGUUGCAAAACGGGUUGCUUUGGGUUUAUAUGGCGAGUCAAAUGAAGGAGAUGGGUGGGGCGUUGGAUAGCAGAGUGAAUGAACUGAUUUGUACUAUUGAAAGUGAGAGGGAAAGGUUGAGUUUGGCUUGUAAAGAGAGGGAUUUGGCAAGAAAUGAUUUUGAGUUGCAGGUUAAUGAGUGUAGUUUGAUGAAAGAUAAGAUUAUGGCAAUGGAGGAAAAGGAGAGGAAAUUAGGGGAAGAAAUUGGGAAACUGAAAGUGGAAUGUGAUAGGUUUCUUGGGGAGAUUGAGGAAUUGGAGAAGGUGAAGAGUUUAAUGGCGGAGGAGAAAGACUUGAUGGAGAAAAACAUUGAAGAUUUGGUCCAAGAAGUUGAGACUUUUAGAAGAAAGAUUGAAACUUUCGAGAAGGAAAAGGAAGUGAAUGAGAUGGAGAGAAAUAAACAAAGAAUGAAGAUUGGUGAGUUGGAAAAGGAAACUCGGGAACUGAGUGAGGUUGUAUUGAAUUUGAGGAAGGAAGAGGGAAUCUUGCGCGCCAAGGCACUCGAGCUGGAAAAGAAUUGUCGUGAAGCAAUGGAUAGGGAGGCUGAACAGGCGAAAGAGAUUGGUUCAUUGUUGGAAGAGAAGAGAGCAAUAGAAAUGUGUCUUGAUAGGUUAAAGGAGGAGAAGGAUUCUGCCUCGAAAUCAUUGGAGUUGGCAACGGCGGAGUCGGAGGAUAGGCAGAGAAGAAUCGAGAAGUUAUUGGAGGAACAAGAUGCAGCUAGAACAGAGUUGGAAACGAACAGGAAGGAACUAAAGGAUUUGCAGAACAAGGUUGUGGACUUCCUUGAGGAGUUUCUUGGAGAAGUAGUUAGUGGUGAGAAUGAAAAUUCUGAGCCACAAGAAGACAUGAGUGAUCUGUGGAUUGUUGUCAAUAGGCUGUUCGAGGCAUGUUGGGCUCAUAACAAGAAGAAUGAAGAAUUGUUAUCCGAAGUUAGCAAUAUUAGAGUUUCAUUCGACCAAUUAACUCUUGAGAAGGACAAUACUUUGAAAGUAUUGGAUGAGGAGAAGAUGAAUGGUGUUAACUUGAAAUUGAAAGUUUCGGAAAUGGAGAAGCUACUUGAAGAAACUACAAAAGAACUUGCACAUCAGAAGACUGAAUGGCAGGACCUAAUGAAGGAAAAGAAGGAUAUCGAGAGUCGCUGUGGAUCGAUGGCUGAAGAUAUUGAUAGGCUGCAGAAGGAACUUUUGGAGGCAAAGAGUAGUUUCAAUGAUUUGAGGGCUAAAAUGGAAUCAACCAGCAUGAGUUAUAGGCAACUAUUGACUCUGUUGAAGAACACUGCCUCAUUGUUAUGCGACUCUAAAGAUGAAAAAAAUGGAAAGGAGAAGGAAGAAGCUGCUAUUUCCCAAAAGAAGCUUGAAGACGAAAUCGAACCAAUUGCAACCAACUUAGAGGCAAUCAAACAAGCAUUCAAGAAUAAAGAGACAGUGGCUCAAGAUUUGAACCUGAAAGUUGCUGUUAUGGAGAAAACUAUUGUGGAAGUGGAAAAGAAAAAGAGUUACUGGACUUUGGUCUCCUCGGCAACAACCAUUUUGGCUGCAGUAACCUUUGCCUAUGCUGCAAAGCGACGAUGA
This is a messenger RNA of Hibiscus syriacus, 1866 nucleotides long. RefSeq names its product MAR-binding filament-like protein 1-1. The record is from RefSeq and is a predicted model, not a curated record. Bases 1 to 1866 code for a protein of 621 amino acids. Lineage: Eukaryota; Viridiplantae; Streptophyta; Magnoliopsida; Malvales; Malvaceae. The transcript has a single exon. Gene Ontology annotation, biological process: ribosomal large subunit assembly; translation. Gene Ontology annotation, cellular component: ribosome; cytosolic large ribosomal subunit. Gene Ontology annotation, molecular function: RNA binding; structural constituent of ribosome.